This is a messenger RNA of Cuscuta europaea, 2004 nucleotides long. NCBI's taxonomy places the organism in Eukaryota, Viridiplantae, Streptophyta, Magnoliopsida, Solanales, Convolvulaceae. The record is from the annotation of a GenBank genome assembly.
GUGAGUUGGAGUUCUAAACUCACUCGCACUGCGUUACUAAUAAGGGCAUAAUAGGGCUUGUAAAAUAACUUUAUCUUCUACGGGAAUAUGGGGAAUAUGGAGUGUGUGUUUAGCAAAUAGCGGACUGCAUUUAGAAUUACCCUACCUCUAAUUAUACAUUCUUUUUGACCGGCCCGAGCUCCCAAUUCCCCAAACGUGCGAGAGUAGAGACGCGUCACCGGCCUAUCGCCAAAUUCAUUCGCCAUUCAUACUGCCGUUCGCAAGCCCCAAGACCGGAAUCCUUAGACGGCGAGAGGACGAAUACGAAGUAGGAACGCCGACUGCCAAGCUGCCAGGAUACCGACGUCGCGAGUCUGGCAUCCUGCCACGCUUCACGCUUGGUCGCCUCCCGACGACCCGACCGGCGCCCGUCCCUGCCCCUUCUCAGGAUGCGAUUCCGAUUCUGAUUCUUCCCAGAAUCCAUCCCGGCAGCCCCUUCGCCCCCUUCUCUUCAUACUUCAGUGCAUCCUGAAUCCCUAGGCUCCUGGGUCCACUUUAAACCGUGAAACAUUCUAGUGGUGGUAGUGGAAGCUAAAGAACUGAACUCGAGAGAUUUAUCUUCUAUUUUUAACCAAUUACAGAAUUGUUUCAUGCCACUUUGAGAAGUAUCUUUACUCGCUUCAAGAGCCGAAGACUGUAGUGACAUAUACCCCGCCUCAAUCUCCCAUGCUUAACUGAAGGGUUAUAAUCAUCUUUUAGCUCUGAACAAAUGUCUGGGUUCAAUCGGUCUUCAUGCGGUCCUUCGAAGAAUGCUCUCCCUCCACAAGAGCUACUUGAUGAUCUUUGCAGUCGGUUUGUUCUGAAUGUUCCAAAAGAAGAUCAACAGUCUUUUGAGAGGAUUUUGUUUCUAGUGGAGUAUGCACAUUGGUUUUACGAAGACAAUUCCGUUGAGAACAAUCCAUCAUUGAAAUCUUUCACUCUUAAGGAAUUCACAUCUCUUUUAUUUAACAGCUGUGAUGUUUUAAAACCAUAUGUUGCCCAUAUAGAUGACAUUUUCAAGGACUUCACCUCAUAUAAGGUUCGAGUUCCUGUUACAGGGGCCAUAAUCCUGGAUGAAACUUAUGAGCGGUGCUUGCUAGUGAAGGGUUGGAAAGGAUCAAGCUGGAGUUUCCCUCGUGGAAAAAAGAGCAAGGAUGAAGAAGAUUAUGCAUGUGCUGUUAGAGAGGUUUUGGAGGAAACAGGGUUUGAAGUGUCAAAACUUCUUAAAAAGGAAGAGUACAUUGAAAUGGUUUUUGGUCAGCAAAGAGUGCGGCUUUACAUAAUCGCUGGAGUGAAAGAUGAUACAGUCUUUGCACCGCUCACAAAAAAGGAGAUUAGUGAAAUUGCCUGGCAGCGACUUGAUGAGCUCCAGCCAGGAAAUGGUGAUGUCAUAUCUCGUAGUUACAGUGGCCUCAAACUUUAUAUGGUUGCUCCAUUUUUAAUGUCUUUAAAAGCAUGGAUUUCUACCCACCAGCCUCCCGUAGCACCUAGACCUGAUAGAUCCUUGAAAGGAAGUAGCGUAUGGAGGGCAAAAAAUAGUUCUACAGGAAACUCAGAUGUAGCAGAGAGUCAACCAAGCAAAUUAACAAUAACCAAUAAGAAACCCUUCGACACGGGUCCUGGCAGAAGCUUUAGAAGCUUUCAGUUUGAUAUUGCUCCUAUAUUACAUGCAAUUGAUACCGCUUUCUGUCUUCCAUGAAGACUGUACCUUAAGGGAUUGUGCAUCAGAGCCCCAAUGAGUGAAAAUCUGUACCUUGUAAAGUUUGACUCGCCCACAAUUUAGUUUGGUUUAUUUCAGUUAAAGGAUCUGCUAUACUUGGUUCAUUCAUGUAAUGUAGAACAUUUCAGACUGCAAUGAAUGUUUAUCUUGUAUUUUGCUGGGUUUAGGUUGACAUUGAAGUAUGUUUAUCUGUAGUGCUAAACUAAAAAACUGGGAGUUUUUAUUCGCAGACAGAAGUACUGCAUGCAUGAACAAUAUAGUCCAUA